Messenger RNA from Olea europaea var. sylvestris, 1719 nucleotides. RefSeq names its product probable sodium/metabolite cotransporter BASS2, chloroplastic. The transcript has 7 exons. The record is from RefSeq and is a predicted model, not a curated record. The coding region runs from base 203 to 1438 and encodes 411 amino acids. Gene Ontology annotation, cellular component: membrane. Lineage: Eukaryota; Viridiplantae; Streptophyta; Magnoliopsida; Lamiales; Oleaceae.
AUACGCCGUCCUUAUUAUAUCAAUCUCUCUUGGCAUUAUUCGUUCGUCUUUGGGACAAGUUUAGCGAUCUGCAUUUCUAUUUUCCAAGCCUUGUCUUGCUCUGCAGCAGAUCCAUCGUCACUACCACUCAUCGAUCUCUCCGAACCUUGACAUCGCUUUCAAACAAAUCUAAAAACCAGUAUAGACAAAAUCUUUUCUCAUAAUGUCACUGUCUCUCUGCUUCACUUCUCCAUUCACUUCAUACCCAAAACAAACCCUUCCAAGAAUCCCACUCUACAAACCCAUAAAGCAGAUUAGCAUUUCCACUACCCCGAAAAUAUCAAAUCCAAGAUUUCCCAAAUUUCGUUCUGUUAGUGAAAAAUUUGAGCUCUUGGGGGCGAUUCCAGAAAAAACCAGAUGGGAAAAUUGGUUAGCCACUGCAGCAAGCCUGUAUCCCCUUUAUGUGACUGUUGGAGGGGUGGUUGCUUGCAUAAGACCAUCCACUUUUUCUUGGUUUGUUAAAAGGGGCCCCACGUCUUAUAGCUUGACUCUUGGACUCAUUAUGUUAGCAAUGGGGAUAACUUUGGAGCUCAGAGACUUGAUCAAUUUGUUCAUGCAAAGGCCUCUUGCGAUACUUUUUGGCUGUGCUGCUCAGUACACAAUUAUGCCGGUAUUUGGAAUGACAAUUAGCAAGUUUUUGGGGCUCUCGGAGUCUCUUUCAGUAGGUUUGAUAUUGCUCGCUUGUUGCCCAGGAGGUACAGCAUCCAAUGUGGUUACCUUAAUUUCUCAAGGAGAUGUACCACUGUCCAUAGUAAUGACAGUAUGCACCACACUUGGAGCAGUGAUUCUCACUCCACUUUUGACCAAGAUUCUAGCAGGAGCUUAUGUUCCUGUGAAUGCUGUGAAAAUCUCCAUCAGCACCAUGCAGGUUGUUGUCGCUCCAAUUCUGCUAGGAUCAUAUUUGCAAAGUGCCUUUCCUGAAGCUGUAAAAGUGGGGACGCCUAUUGCACCAUUACUGGCUGUUUUAGCUGCAUCACUGCUUGCUAGCAGCGUGCUCUCGGAAAAUAUUUUUCUCCUGAGAUCUUCAGCCUUUGGGGCUUUGUUAUCAUCUGAUCUGUCUCCACUUCUUCGAGCUAAAGCAAUACUCUCCAGUGAAUUGGGGGUUAUCAUACUUUCAGUGGUGUUGCUGCAUUUUGCAGGUUUCUUCGUGGGGUAUUUAUCUGCAGCUUUGGUCAGAUUCAAGGAGCCACAACGACGUGCAAUAUCUGUUGAAGUUGGCAUGCAAAAUUCCUCCUUGGGAGUGGUUUUAGCAAGCUCUCAUUUCACCUCACCAAUGGUGGCAUUACCUCCGGCAGUGUCAGCUGUAAUUAUGAAUAUCAUGGGAAGCAGUUUAGGUUUCAUAUGGAGAUACAUUGAUCCUUCUGAUCCAAAGGACAGUUUCGAAGUUGCCAAAGAGUGACAAUGGCGGAGAAGAACGUGCUUGUAGUCGAACUGUGUUCUUCUCUCAGUCGAAUUCUUUACUUGUGUAGCCGAUAGCCUUAACUUUAUGCAUUUUAAUGACUUCUUGCUAGAUAAAACCAGCCCAAUAAGGAGUUCUGGUCAACUGCACUUCAAACUCAUAGUUACUUGGACUGCCUAUCUUAAUGCCUUACUAUAAUGUUUCUGACAAGGCAUAAAAUGUGAUAUGAAUUUCUGCGUAAUCCUUUAUUAUCGAAGAAGCCACUUGAUUUUAAGUAUACA